CUCUGCAGAACAGCAAAGCUUGUGAAACUAAUGCACCUUCAGCACCUAAAGCACUACCACGUCCAUGCUUACCCAGGAAAUAUUUUGAAGCCUGACACAAACUGAAGCAGUUUUUUCAAAAGUCACUUGAGCAUUAAAAAGGAUGAUCAACUUUGGGUCCCCAGAUCAGAAACAUCCUCAGAGGCCGUGGAGGUGUGACUUAAGCCUGAAAGCAGCGUAGAUGACCAGGAGAGGAACUAAACAGGAAUCAUGAGGCAACAUGUGCCUUCCAACGGCAGCCACGGGGGAAGAAUGAAGCUUUUAUCUGGUCUCUGCCUCAGCAGUUUCUCAGAACACUUAUGAAACAGGAUUCCUAACUGAAUUUUCUAAUUGCCUCGCAGAGCGUCCCCCUCCAUUAGCCGGCCCGGCCGGGAGGAAUCCAUCAGCGGACAUGCCUCACAGAUACACCCACCACAGGAGGAAGGCGAAUGGCGCGAACGGCUGGAGGAUGGAGCGGCGCAGCAACGCGGGCAAAGCCAACCACCGGUCCAGGAAACUGGCGGUCAUCUCCCGGUCCCUGAUCCUGUGCAGCUCCAGGACCAGCGACGACGGCUCCAGCCCCGAGGAGCGAUAUGCUGACUUUUGGGAAGCGGAGAGAGAGACAGAGAGGGAAGGACCCGGGAGGAAGCCAGGGAACGCGGCUCCAUCCUCCGCAGCCUCCUUGGCCGUGCCUCCGCAGUGCCACCCAGGGGAACUGAGGAAGAACGUGAGGAAGACUUUCUCAAUUAAGGAAAGCAGUAUCUGGAGAAUGUGUGUUGCGACUGGUGAGGAUAGCCUGGGGCUCCAAAUCUCCGAUAAUAACAUCCAACCGAGUGACAAAGGGCUCACUGUUGGCCAUGUGAAAAAUGGGGGGGCAGUGUUCAGAAACAGCUAUAUUCAGCCGGGAGAUGAACCUCGCCCACUCAUUGGAAAGUUUCUAAAUGGUCAUUCACAGAUGGAGGCCGAGCCAAUGAUGCAGUCAACCACGCGGGCAAUGGAUACAAUGACUUACACUGAUAAUUCUUGGAGAAAUGGUAUGGCAUUUUCCAGUCUCAGUGCUCCUCCAGUACCACCCACAGACAGCAAGGACCCACAAUCCGUGAUCAACUAUGGAGAUAAAGAACACAUGGAAAUAGAUGCUAGCCAUAAGGAGCCUAUUCUAGAGGUGGCGAGGGAGAAUGGAGGAUGCUGGGAGAGAGAGAGGGCUGAGCAAGGCUCAAAGAAUGAGUUAGCCUGCAAGAGGACCAGAUCCAACUCCACCAGUGUCAAUCCCUACUGGAUCGGGGACUUGGACGCACUCAUUAUGAAAGCUCCGGAGCUCUAUGGGAGCCACGCCCAGGGUAACACAGGCUUUUAUGGAAACAGAAAGUCCCUCUCACAGCAGCUGGAGUUCCCUCAUGGGAUCACACAGGUAGCUCCCAGACCCUCCCGGUCUCUGAGCUCGGCUCACUUGGUGCACUCCAGCAGCACAGUGCAGGCCUUCAUCAUCUGCAACAUUGUGCUCAUGAAGGGCCAAGGCAAGGGCUUGGGAUUCAGCAUUGUCGGGGGGAAGGACAGCAUGUACGGUCCCAUGGGAAUCUACGUCAAGACCAUCUUUCCUGGAGGGGCGGCGGCCGCAGAUGGAAGGCUGCAGGAAGGAGAUGAGAUCCUGGAGCUGAAUGGGGAGUCUCUGCAUGGCCUGACCCAUGAAGACGCCCUGCAUAAAUUCAAACAGAUAAAGAAAGGGCUGCUGACGCUGGUGGUGCGGACCAGCCUGCGGGUGGGGGCGCUGUCGAGCCAGGCCCAGGCGUCCCAGCUCUGCCGCUCACGGUCGCUGAGCUCCAGCGCGAGCAUCGCCAGGACCAGCGCCGACAUGGGCGACUACAGCUUCCCGGCCAACCCCGCCAAGCCCAAAGACCGCAUCAUGAUGGGGGUAACGCUGCAGAAAGAGGUGGGCGUAGGCCUGGGCAUUGGCCUCUGCUGCGUGCCCUCGGGGGAGGGCUGCCCCGGCAUCUACAUCCACACGCUGUCCCCGGGCUCAGUGGUGCACAUGGACGGACGUCUCAGGUGCGGGGAUGAGAUCAUCGAGAUCAAUGACACCGUGGUUUACAGCAUGACGCUGAACGAGGUCUACAAUGUUCUGAGUCAGUGCAGCCCGGGCCCCGUUCACGUCCUCAUCAGUCGGCAUCCGGACCCAAAAGUGUCGGAGCAACAGCUGAACGAGGCCAUAGCACAGGCCGUGGAGAACAGCAAGCUGAAGAAAGACAGGCACCAGUGGUGCAUGGAAGGCUUGAAGAGGCCGGAGGCCUGCUCACACGGGAAGCAGAAGUGCGACCGCUGCCUGGAGCGGAGCUUCGGUCAGCUGACCGGGCGACGGGCCCAGAAGACCAUGACACGCUCCUGCAGCGACAGCACCUACAACCACCGCUCCGUCGGGGGGCCUGCUGGCCCGCAGCACGUGCACCAGCACCCCGACCUCAAGGCCCGCGUGCACAGCGUGGACGUCUCCAUGCAGUUCCCCCACGUGCUCGGGCCCGAAGGCUGGCCGGACGGGGGGCCGUCUCCUCCGUACGCGGACGAAGACUACAACAUCCCCUACAGCGGCUCUGAAUACGGCUCUGCUCAGUUCCUUUUAGACGCGGGCUUCAGUGCCUCCAAGGCCUCCAAACCCAAGCUGCCAACACCUCCCAGGAAGCACUAUGCACAACAGGAAGUAACGAGUGAAGAGACUCUCCCAGACUCAGAGGGGUCCAGCGGGGAUUCGCCUGUUAAGGAGGACGCCUGGCAAUCUUCCCAUUCCAACUGCCGGGAAGCAGCUAGCAGUCUUUCCGAGGGAACUAAAGCAGCUCAUACCAGUUCUGUCACAGCCAGUUCUGACUUAACAGAACACUGCUUCAGAGACGACACGAGACAUAAAGUCCCCUCUCUGUGCACAGGUAGUGAGUCGGCCGUCCUCAUCUGCUCCCAGAGUAAGAGGCCAGCGCUGAGGAGGCAGGCCCACGUGGAACUGAUCCAGGAACAGCUGCGUGACCCCUGGGUGAGGAUCUCUGACAGCACAGAGGCCCAGUGUAUCUCCCUGACCAUGAGCGAGGAGAACGGGACCGCUGACCUCAGCGGCCAGGCCGAGCCAGAAGACACCCACGUGUCCUCGGCCCCUUCCGAACCCAAACCCGAAGAGCUGCUCGGCGCAAAGAGAGGACCGCCAGUCGCGCCCAAGCCCAGCUGGGUCCGGCAGAGCCUGAGAAGCGGGAGGGUUGGAGGGCAGCUGCAGGAGCUUUCCAAACCUCCCGACAAGAGAGCCCAAGACGCGGGCAGAACCUUCGGAGUGAGUCUGAGAGCUACCUCGUCUGGGGGAAACCUGUCCUUCAAACAGAAGAUCCACUCGUUCGAGACUUUCUCCAGCCCGGAGACGCCGCAGAGGGGUAGCUGGAGGCCGGGCCCUUCCGCGUCGCUCUCGUUAAUGGAUAAGGCGCCUGGCCGGAGCGACGCUGCCCACUCCCCCGCGGACGCCGGCAGCGCGGUUAACGGGAAGCCCGCGGUGAACGGGAGGCCUGCGGUGACCCGUGCAGCCGAAGAGAAGAACCCCUCCCCCGUCCCUGCCGCCGCACCCGCACCUGACCCGACCCCAGUUACAAGCGCCAUCCCGGAGGCCUGCAGUCCCCCAGAGGAAGCGCCCAACCAAAGCGAACCCAAAGAGGAGGUGCCCGCCCCGGAGGAAGACGUUCGAACAGCUUCUCCGCCUCCUUCGGAGCCCAGGAAGUGUGAGAUACCUGUCGCCACCCCUAAAAUCCUCCCUGCUGAAGAGCCCCUGCCCCUCAGGAAAGACCUUGAAUCUGUCACACAGACAAGCCUGCGGACCAGGAGUCUCCCACUGUCUGCCUCCCUCUCUUCAGAAGGCCCUGGUCUCCGGGUGCUGGAUGGCGAGAGCUUGGGGAAGAUCCUGUCGUUCAGCAAUCAGGUGUCCCAUGCUCUGAUGCGCUCCAUGCGCUCUCUGCCUCAGUCUCCCUGCUCUUGGCCCAGUAAUCCCUGGAACCCCCCUCCCGGGUCUCCCCUGGUCAACCCCGAUGAGGACAAUCCCUCGGCCGAAAAGGUCCCCCUUUCUCCAGGAGUUGACAACAGUGAGCCAGGCUUCUCUGUCAGCCUGGCUGAGUUGAGGGAGUGCACCAUUGAGCGGGGGGAGGAGAGCGGUGAGGAGCGCUUCGCCCCGCCCGCGUCCGCCUCCAGCUGCGCCCAGUCCGUCAUCUCCGCCAUCCCGUCCGAUGAGAUCGAGAGGAUGAUCGAGGAGGUCCGAGCGCUGGACGAGGACACCCUGAAACAAUUUGAGGACAUUCAUGUUGUCAUAUUGCACAAAGAGGAGGGUGCCGGCCUGGGAUUCAGUAUUGCUGGAGGGAUUGACCUUGAGAACAAAGCAACCACCGUUCACAAGGUGUUCCCCAAUGGGCUGGCGGCGCAGGAGGGAACCAUAGAGAAGGGAGACGAGGUGCUGUCCAUCAACGGGCAGACACUGAAGAACGUGACGCACAGCGACGCCACCGCCACCCUCCGGCAGGCUAGGACCAUGAGGCAAGCGGUGGUGGUGGUGUGCAAAAGCAAAGAAGGAGAGAGGGACGACGACAGCAGCACCCUAGAACCGGUCCACAGCAGCACAGAGCAGAACCUCACAGAGGGUACUACUCUAACACUGGAGCUGGAGAAGACUGCAGGUGGAGUGGGCUUUAGUUUGGAGGGAGGCAAAGGUUCCAUCCAUGGAGACAAGGCCAUUGCCAUCAACAGGAUUUUUGCAGGCGGUCCUGCAGAGCAGGGUGGAAUCCAGUCAGGGGAUGAGCUGCUGCAGGUUCAGGAUGCCGUCCUACAGGGGCUAACGCGCUUCGAGGCCUGGAACAUUAUCAAGGCCCUCCCCGAGGGGCCUUACAAAGCCAUCAUCAGGAGGAAUCAGGCAGAGCUGUCCUGAACACCGGCCUCACCGCGAGAAGACUGUGCUGCAGAAGGCCCAAGGGGGCCGAGGUCACAGUUCUAUUCCAGUCUUGAUACCAGUACUGUAAUGAGAUAUUGCCUUACAGAUGGUCACUUUGUUGUUUUUUGUUGCAAUGUGUUUACACUCUAGGUACUUUGCUUAUACUGUAUUUUUUAAUCCUCAGAAAAAAUCUUAAUCAGGGAAGCCAGUGGACACAUCCUUGUUUACUCAUUUCAGUAUUUUGCUUUGCACAGACACUGUUUAACACGUCACGUUUAAAAAAAGCUGGAAAUACGAAGAAACGGCUUUACUUGAUUUUUAACAAGUGGCUUUGAAAGCACAACUCAGAUGUAUUUCCAAUAUGUUUCUUUUCAUAACAACUAUUUCAGAGUUUGCAACAAUGGAUACAACAGCACUGUGUAAAGCUUCAAUCUGUAGCUUAUAGGUUCAUUUUAAAAGUCUCAGAGAUUAUGCAUUGGCUUGGAGUAUUUGCAUAGAUUUAUUUGUCUUACAGGAGGCAGUGCAGGCUACAACAGUGCAGUUGUUCAUGCAACUAUCUCUCAGCUAAAAAAAGAAGCUAUAUUCAGGCAACAUGUCUAUAUUGGGUAAAUGUCCUAGGAAUAUUACGGAAAUGUAUUUUAAUUAUUUUGUAUAGAUUAAAAAAAAUAUGAUAAAUAUAGCCUAUAAUGCCCAGAGUUCAAUGUGUCAGAAUUUUGAUUUGGGUAGAUUUAAUUUUCAAAAGUAAAGUUAAAAUUAUUAACUAAAAUGUGUCUGUGGAGCAUUUGUCAGCUACCUGUUCCCAUUGUAUCUUUCCAUACCACACUGAAACCCACUAUCUGCUAAAGCUGAUUGCACAGUGUACUUAUACACUGAACAGUUUGACGACAGUACUAUAGAAAGAGAGAGAGAGAGAGAGAGAAAGAGAGAGAGAGAGAGAGAAAUAAUUCACUGACCAUUUAUGGGCAUCUGUUAGUGUGUUUUUACAAACAAAAACUGUUCUUUAUCCUCUUAGAAUCGACAAACCUGAAACACAGUAAAAUAACCUAAAUGAGUCCUAAAUGUAUGCCACUUGUUAGGAUACUCACUAAUUUCUCCAAAAAGCCAACAACCAAGAUGUUUUAGAGAUGUUUAAAAAACAUUCUAUGGCAUUUUAAAUGGUUUUGACAUUAGUUAGAAUCAUAUUUCUUUAGUUCUCUGCUGCCGACAUGUGUCUGCAUACAGUAACUACACCAGGCUAAUCGUUUUCUUAGAUUCUGCUGAGUACUUAUGAAUCAUAGGUAAUGUACUCAAUAAAGAAGGCAAAAAACAGAAAUGGUCAAAUUUAACUUAACCUGACCAUGGACAACAUCCUAUUGAUCCCACGUGUGCUGUAAUCAUAUCAUAU
This is a messenger RNA of Anguilla anguilla (European eel), 6335 nucleotides long. RefSeq names its product interleukin 16 (gene il16). The transcript has 22 exons. The coding region runs from base 431 to 4948 and encodes 1505 amino acids. Gene Ontology annotation, biological process: leukocyte chemotaxis; induction of positive chemotaxis. Gene Ontology annotation, molecular function: cytokine activity; CD4 receptor binding. NCBI's taxonomy places the organism in Eukaryota, Metazoa, Chordata, Actinopteri, Anguilliformes, Anguillidae. The record is from RefSeq and is a predicted model, not a curated record.